This is a messenger RNA of Betta splendens (Siamese fighting fish), 2661 nucleotides long. RefSeq names its product paired-like homeodomain 2 (gene pitx2). The record is from RefSeq and is a predicted model, not a curated record. Gene Ontology annotation, biological process: regulation of transcription by RNA polymerase II; anatomical structure morphogenesis. Gene Ontology annotation, molecular function: RNA polymerase II cis-regulatory region sequence-specific DNA binding; DNA-binding transcription factor activity, RNA polymerase II-specific. The coding region runs from base 719 to 1660 and encodes 313 amino acids. Gene Ontology annotation, cellular component: nucleus. NCBI's taxonomy places the organism in Eukaryota, Metazoa, Chordata, Actinopteri, Anabantiformes, Osphronemidae. The transcript has 3 exons.
ACUGCAGUGACAGGGCCUGCGAGCACACGGCUCAGCCUGGGUAUCAAUAGAACUGCAUCGUUUUACUGGGCCACUGGACCCGUCUCAUAAAAUGAGGCCAAACUUGCUAUUUUCAUUUUUAUUUGGUCUUGGGCUGCUGCGCGUCCGCGCCUCGGAGCGCCGCGGGUUCGCCGUGCAUCCCAUCGCUCUUUACAUGCUUUUAUUUGGAGAAGGAGGAAAAAAACACACAAGCGCCGGCCUCGGCAUAAUUGGCAGACACGUCUCGUCUUUGAAAGCUCCGGUUGGUUGGACGAGCCGUCACAUCCACACGGCUGUGCCUGUCAGGGCGCGCGUGGGCGGGCGCAACGCGGUGACGUGGUGGACUGGAGAGAGGCGCAGUUGGACACGCAGUGCGCAGGCAACAGCUGAAAUGAACACAGAGAGGUGUAGUGUGUGUACGCCUCUGGAUCUAAUAUCAGCUACCUGUCCUUGUCACUCUGAUAGUCUGCCGAGGUAGCUGCCGUCCACCGCCGAAGCUAUGGCCAAUUCCAAUGGCCUGUUUUGAAGCGUUCUUCAGUUCACGUAGAAAGCGGGUUUCAUCUCAAACGCAAGAGGAGCCGCGCAGCUGUGCGUUUUUUUGGAGCGCUGAACACAUUCCGCCCCGGACUUUGCGCGUAACCUUGCUGUACUAAAAGGGACUUGAUCCGCUUCUGACAGCCAGUUGUGCGAUCUUUUACCGAUGAACUAUAUGAGGGAUCCUUUAAACAUAGAGCACCACCACGCAGCAGGGAAUAAACUUGCCUCCACGCAUCACACGCCCGUGGCGAUGGCCUCUAGUUUGCAGCCGCUGCAGCGGUCUGUGGACUCUAAGCAUCGGCUGGAAGUGCACACGGUGUCGGACACGUCCAGCCCGGAGUCUGUCGAAAAAGAGAAGAUUCAAAAUAAAAACGACGACUCCUCAGACGAUCCCUCAAAAAAGAAGCGGCAGCGGCGGCAGAGGACUCACUUCACCAGCCAGCAGCUGCAGGAACUUGAGGCCACGUUCCAGCGGAAUCGUUAUCCGGACAUGAGCACAAGGGAGGAGAUAGCAGUGUGGACCAACCUCACAGAGGCCCGGGUCAGGGUCUGGUUCAAGAACCGUCGAGCCAAGUGGAGGAAACGGGAGAGGAACCAACAAGCCGAACUCUGCAAAAACGGCUUCGGCCCGCAGUUCAACGGACUCAUGCAGCCUUACGACGACAUGUAUCCCAGCUACACGUACAACAACUGGGCCGCGAAGGGCCUCACGUCGGCCUCCCUGUCCACCAAAAGCUUCCCCUUCUUCAACUCCAUGAACGUCAACCCGCUGUCCUCGCAGACCAUGUUCUCGCCGCCCAACUCCAUAUCUUCCAUGACUUCCAGCAUGGUGCCGUCCGCGGUCACCGGCGUGCCGGGCUCCAGCCUCAACAGCCUCAAUAACUUGAACAACCUCAGCAACCCGUCCCUCAACUCCGGGGUGCCCACGCCCGCGUGUCCCUACGCGCCGCCGACGCCUCCGUACGUGUACAGGGACACAUGCAACUCCAGCCUCGCCAGCCUGAGACUCAAAGCCAAGCAGCACUCGAGCUUUGGAUACGCGAGCGUGCAGAAUCCGGCCACUAAUCUGAGCGCAUGCCAAUACGCCGUGGACAGGCCCGUCUAAUGCCGACCUGCACUGCAAAAACACCCACCACAGCGAGCCAUUAGCGGCUGCCAGUGGCGCUCACGGGCUCCUUUCUCUAAAGGAACGGGGGAAGUCUGGCGGUGAGAUCAUUUUACGGUUUUCACGUGUUUCUGGAUUUUUAAUUUCAGCCAGCUGGCAUUUUCUUGAUAGUAGCUGGAUUGUGGUUUAGAUUAUUCUGCGUUUUACUGCCACAUGCUAAGAAUAAACACGCGCGAUUGUCCCACGACGACCUACUCGGUUCCAUUGAUUUUUAGGGAAAUGUGAUUUGAACGAGCGAAUGGCUUGUGGUGGUGGUCACUUUUUGCAGUGUGUGGUUCAUCGCGAGCAGCCGGCCACAGGAACAAGAGACUACUACAACUACUUUUUAUUUUUCUCAUUUUUCAAAAAGGGCACUAAGAAGACUGAACCACUGAAACAAGCUCAACUCCAGCUUGGAGUGAGACUGAAACGGAAGUUUUUAGGUCUAUUCCCCUCUGAGUCCGGGUCCGCUUCACACUGCGACGCAGUCCAAAAAAGGCACGGGCCUGGAUCAUUUAACAGCUCUUCACGGGAUUUUGGACGUUAAUUGUUGACUGAAAAGGUUGUAUAUAUAUAUUUGAAUGAUCAUCUCCUGUUUGUCGAGGCGAAUGUGCUAUAACCCCCCCUCCAGUCCUCCCCAGGUUCAAUUUAUCAACGCAUGUGGAAAAAAAAAACUCAAAGGAAUCAUGUUUUGCUUGCAAACAAAAGGGAAUGUACAUACUAAAACGCACCAGUUGUGUGUUUCUAACAUAUUAUAAAUUUAUUAUUAAUGUCUGUGUGAAUAUCGAUUUAGAAUAGCAAUUCUGGAUUAAAAAAAAAAAGAAUCAUCAAAAAUGUUCCUGCGACAAAUGAUUUGGUUUUUGCUCUGUGUAAACUAUUUGGUACGGAAUUCUGUUUUUUUCCAACAUCCAAAAAACUAUUGUGUUUUAUUUAAUGGAAGUAAAUAUAUUGUUCAAAAACAA